Colletotrichum karsti is the source of this 2733-nucleotide messenger RNA. Its product is annotated as pentatricopeptide repeat domain-containing protein. Lineage: Eukaryota; Fungi; Ascomycota; Sordariomycetes; Glomerellales; Glomerellaceae. The record is from RefSeq and is a predicted model, not a curated record. The transcript has a single exon. Gene Ontology annotation, molecular function: protein binding. Bases 1 to 2733 code for a protein of 910 amino acids.
AUGUCCCUAGGAAUCACGCAACUAUGGAAAGCCCGUUCCCACCGCACCGGCGUCUCUGGGAUAUCUCUGAUUCCUAGGGGUCCUCCGAGAUGGUCUAGGGCACCCUCAGCUCAGCUGCCGCUGUCCUGCCGAUGGAUGCACCAAGUCUCUGACGCUGCGGAAAUUUCGAACCCUGACAAGACGACCCUCCCUCAAGGAGAAGAAAAUACAGAUCAGACGAACGAUCGAACGAGCCACGAUGCUGCAACGAACUCGGCGGACCGACCUGCAGCUGGUGAAGAUGCGACCCUUCAACAGGCAAGACGGACCGAAGAAACAGAACAGCCCGAAAGUGUCGAUCGUGUUCUCAAUGCGUCGUCUACGCGCGAGCCGCCACUGUCUUCGAGCAUUUCCGACUCGUCGGUGCCGGCAUCAGGCCCCAACGGUUUGGGCUCGGUUUUCAGAAGAACUGGCAAGAGGAGCCCUAUUCAGGCAGGAUCAGACCGAGACGGUCGGUCGGCUGGCAAUCAGAGUCAUACCAAACCUCGUGGUAGGCCACAUCAGCCAAAUGGAGAGCUUGUCGCAAGGCAGCGGAAUUCGAUUCUCGUUCCGCCGCUUGUGAAAUACAAUCUUUUCCGCGAGACCAUGUCUGGCCUCAACCGACAUCACCGGGGUGUGAGAAGGCAGUUGCGCUUGGAGGCCAUUCGAGAUAUCAAGGGCGACCCUCUUCCAAACUGGCGUACCAUUUUGGACGUCCUGCGCCGGAAGACCCGACCAGUACGUGGACGUUGGCAGAAACAUGGUCGCAAGAUUGCUAUCUCGACAAAGCUUGCAGAGGUCCUGCUCCACCACCCCGACCACACGAUCUGGGAUAUCAGCGACAGAACACGAUGCCACGUCGAGCUCUGUACGAUCAAAGAAGGCUCGCCGACAAGACCUCGCCUGUUGUUGUCGGGAGACGACGAGGCCCUGGAGUUCGCGGUCGAUGAAGUUACCCAACUGGCCAGGACUCACGGAAGCACAACGAGCAUCGAAGGGCAAAUGGGCAGUAAGAUGUCGCAGAAGGAUGUACCGAAAGGAAUGUCAGAAACGAAUGAUGAUGGGGGGCAAGUGUGGGACAGUUUCAAACCGUCCCAACGGCCUUCUAACAUUCCGCCGUUCAUUUCACGAGGCAAAUUCGAGCGUCUUCCCGUGCCGGAUGAGUGGACUCCUCGGACUUUGGAGAAGUACAUUGUGGCUAUAAGCAAUGCAAAGCUUCUUCCGGGCAGUGCGGCCAGGUUAUACGGCUCGGGUGUCGCAGCAAAGAAUGCGGCGUUUGGCUUGCUUCUCAAAACCCUCGAUGAUCCCGCCACGAGCCAUGCCCUGACCACUCGGACUUUCAAAGUGGCUCUACAGGCUAUCGAAAACCACGGUCACUCAUACCGACAUUAUGCCCGCGAUCUAUUCGACAUCAUGCUCAAACGAAAGGUUCCGCUAGACACCGGUGUCUUCAAUAUAUUAUUAUCGGGAACAGACAUCGUGAAGGACCUGGGCAAUUUCGACAACGUAUUAUCGAUGAUGAUUUUCCACAACUGUAUGCCUGAUAUCAGGACUUGGGUCCUCGUACUCCAGAUGGUGGAGGACGUGACUAUCCGGCGGCACACCAUCAAGCUCAUGUACCUGUCUGGCCUUCUCACCGAUCCGGAUGCCGGGAAGCGAGUGGCUAGAGCGCUCAUCGUCUUCGACGUUCGCGCACGUCAGCCAACUUGGACAGGACUGGCAGACUUUCUCCGCACUGAAGAAGCCGUAUACGGCAAGAGAUGGAUGUCCUUGUCCAACAUGAAUAAACUACUCAAAGAACUCGGGAGACUGGGUCACCUCCAGGAUGCAUGCCAGCUUCUCGACACCAUGUUCGACAGCUAUUCGAUCCGCCCUUCGACCUUGUCUAUCAAAAUCGUCGUGUAUCACGCGAGGCUUCACCGAAAGACGGAAUGGAUCAUUGCCGCCUUGCGGGUGGCGCACCGUCAUCUCAUCCCACUCGACGAAGACAUAUACCACGAGCUCUUCGCCUUUUCUCAAAGGAUGCGAAGAUCCAACAUGAUGGGCCUCGUCUGGCUCGCCGCCUCCGUCACGCAUAGUACCUCGUGGCACAUGCGGAGGGACGUCUCUAGACUGACUACCUUGCCCGGCGAACCAGGGAUCGUGGGAACGGCGCCCCGUGUCAAAAACCCCGGGGGUGCGGCUCCCAUCUACACGAUCCCGGAAUUCGACAAAAUGAGGCCCACCGGCCUAUUUUCGGAGUCUCGACCACGGAGAGGCGCCGCCAUCCAAAGCCUCCUGGCCGACAGGUACGACGAGUGGACCUUGGAGAAGCCGCUCCACGAACUGCUGGAAGCUGCCUGGGACGUCGACAACGAGAUUUACAAUUCCCACAUCAAAAUUGUCAAGCAAAGGCAACAACAACAACAAGAUGCGGCCGCCGUCGAUACUGCCGACGCGGUGCCCCCGGAGAGGGAGCCCAUCCCACAAGUCACCACCACGCAGGGCGUCCCCCUCCUCAUCAGGCGGAAAUGGUAUGACGAGAACGGCAAAGGGACUAGGCGGCGUCGGGAACUGGCCGUACCCAUUCUGCACGUCACCCCGGGCCCCGUCGAGGCCGUCCAAGAACCCGUCGAGGCCGUCCAAGAAACUCGUCAGGCGGAAGAUCAACCGCUAGGCGAACGAGAUGAAGAUAUACAUGUACAACAACAAUCACAAUGUGAAGAUAGGCUAUAA